CUCAUACCCUCUCGGCUUGGUCCUCGUCCUGCUGGGCAGGAGGAUCACAUACUGUCCUAGUGCUAAAGCAGAUCAGGUAGACGCACAGGAAGAGGGGAAACAUGUUUUUUAUGACUCAGCUCUGUCUGCUGCUGCUGAGGCCUGGCUUCGCUGCUCUAAUGAGAUCUCCAUUGGACGAAGUAGGUGGAAAGCUGCGGGUGAACAGGAGCACUGUGCAUUUUCAUCACUCCUACCAUCAAGCAGACAUAGUUUCUUAUCAGGGUUCUUCUCCUGAUGCCUCAGAUAGUGGUCGUCUGCGUCGGUCGGCUCUGUUGCCUGAUAUCACCCACCUGGAACUGCUGGUGGUGGUGGGGCCUGAUGUCCAGCAGGCCCACAAGCAGGACACAGAGCGAUACAUCCUCACCAACCUCAACAUUGCCUCAGAGCUGUUGAGAGACAUGACGCUGGGCGCCAACAUGAGGGUGCACCUGGUCCGCAUGAUCAUCCUGUCAGAGCCUGAGCCAGAGAUCCAAAUGUCUACCAACAUCACCUCUUGUCUUAGAAGUGUCUGUGAUUGGGGAAGAAGGAUAAUCCCCUCAAAUGAUACAGACCCACUACACGCUGAUCUUCUCUUGUACAUUACAAGAUAUGACCUGGUUUUGCCUGAUGGGAACAAGCAGGUCAGGGGAGUAGCACAGCUGGGUGGGGCUUGCUCCAGUGAAUGGAGCUGUGUGAUCACAGAGGACACAGGGUUUGACCUGGGGAUCACUAUUGCCCAUGAAAUUGGCCACAGUUUCGGAAUCAACCAUGAUGGAGUAGGAAACGCCUGCAGCAGGAGUGGGUUCAUGAUGGCCUCUGAUGGAGGCUACAACAGUGUGGAUCUGACGUGGUCGCCAUGCAGCAGACAGCAGCUGCUCACAUUCUUCAGUGAAGGGAAAGCUGAAUGUGUAAAAGACCUGCCAGACCUGGAAGGCUCCCUACAGGACUGGAAGCCUGGUUUGUACUAUGGAGUUGAUGACCAGUGUCGAAUAGCUUUUGGAAGCACUGCAAGAGCAUGUUCUUUUACCAAUCCAGACUUGCCAGCCUGUCGUGUUCUGUCCUGUCACAUUAACCCUGAUGAUGACAGCUCCUGUAAACGCCUCCUGGUUCCACUAUUGGAUGGGACAGAGUGUGCACCAAAUCAAUGGUGUUUAAAGGGGCGCUGUGUGUCCCCAGACAAGCUCACCUCCUCUGCGGUGGUGCAUGGCUCGUGGUCUAGCUGGUCUGAUUUCUCCCCCUGCUCACGGACUUGUGGUGGGGGAGUCACUUACCGCACACGCAAGUGCACCAACCCAAGACCUGCUUUUGGAGGGAAUGAUUGUGAGGGUCCAGAUAUCGGAGCUGAACUUUGUCACCAGCAACCAUGUGAGAACACCCAGCUGGAUUUCAUGUCAGAACAAUGUUCCCAAACAGACCUCCAACCUCUCUACCUUUUACCAAACACUGCCUCCUUCUACACCUGGAUCCCUGCUUUAGGCUUUGCACAAGGGGAUGAGCAGUGCAGAUACACGUGCCAGUCGGACAGAGAAAACUUCAUAGUGAGUCGCGGCUCUCAGUUUAUUGAUGGGACUCGCUGUGAGUCAGACAGCCCGCCUCCCUUUGGCUCCACAGCUGCCUGUCUCAGAGGGAAAUGCCAGCUGUUUGGCUGUGAUGGUGUGCUGCACUCGGGGAAAGUGAGGGAUAUGUGUGGGGUGUGUGGUGGAGAUGGAUCAUCCUGCAGUUUGACUUCAGACUCCUACACUGGUGGUCAGGCCAAAGAGUACACCACCUUUCUAACUCUACCAGUGAAUGCCACACAGGUUCAUAUUGUGAACAGGGCACCACUGUUUACUCAUAUGGCUGUAAUGGCCGGGGAUCGGUACAUUGUGUCUGGAAUGGAAAGCAUGGCACUAAAUAUGACCCACCCAUCCCCACUGGAUGAUAAUCGGCUAGAGUACCGUCUCCACUUGACCCUUGACCUUUUGCCUGAGAUGGAAGAGCUGCUUCUGCCUGGACCGAUGCAGCAGGAGAUAAAUAUACAGGUUUAUCGUAAAUAUGGAAAAGCAUAUGGAGAGAAAACAAAUCCAAACAUUAGCUACCAGUUCUAUGUGCCUACCAGAAACGACAUGAAAGACAUCACACAUAAAGGCAAAUGGGUUGUCUUCACAACACCCUGCUCUGUCUCAUGUGGAUCGGGUGUACAGAAGCAUAUACAAGUGUGUGUAGACAGAGACACCAAUGACCAUUUGGAGGAACAUAAUUGUGAUGCAUUUCCCCCAACCGUACCACUUCAAACAAGCUGUCAACUCCCACUCUGUCCCCCUAGAUGGGUCACAGGCGAGUUUGGACCCUGCAGUGCCUCCUGUGGUGGAGGAGAGAGGGUGCGUCCUGUAAAAUGUGUUCAGAAACACGGAGCCGAUGUUGUGAAGGUUCCAGAUUCUGAAUGUCGGCCUGAUUCGGCUCCAAAUGCUGUUGAAAAAUGUAAUCUUCAACUCUGUCCAGCCAGAUGGCGUGUGUCAGAGCCAGGGGAAUGUUCAGCAGUAUGCGGGCCAGGAGAGGCAAAACGCGCUGUGUCAUGUGUCCGGCAAGAGGAAGGUCAGGAUGUUGAAGUGGAUCAAAGCUUCUGUUCAAAUCAAAUAAGACCACCUGAUUCUGUGCCCUGUGUGGUAGAUGUUUGUCCCAUCGGAUGGGAGUCAAAGGGAGAGAACCAGCCUGGUCCAAAGUCUGGUUUGUUGCCACGCUCUAGACAAGCUCCUGUGUAUGUCUGGAGUCCCGUUAUCAGCCAGUGCUCAAAGACCUGUGGUAAUGGAACCCUGCAGGUGUGGUUUUCCUGUGUGGACCACCAGUCCAGACUUGGGGUGCCUGACUUCCACUGCGAUGCUUCUAGCAAACCUGCUCCUCAUUCUGAGACCUGCAGCACAUCCCCCUGUCCUCCCAUGUGGCACUCUAAGCUAGGAGUCUGCAGUGUAACAUGCGGAGGAGGGGUUGCCAACAGGGUGCUGUACUGUGCUAGAGAGACAGAAGGGGAGGAGGAGGUGGUGGAGGAUAUACAGUGCAUUGACUUUCCCAAACCCACAGCAGUGGUGUCCUGUAACACCCACAGCUGCCCAGCCAGGUGGAAGGUCCUGAGCACAUCCCUCUGCUCUGUCUCUUGUGACUUGGGUAUAGCUCAGAGGACUAUGGCCUGUGUCCAGUUCGUCCACAGCAGGGAGAGUGUGGUGCCGGAGGAAACCUGCCAUGCAGCUGUCAAACCGGCCACCACAGUGCCUUGCCUGGUGCAGAUCUGCACCUACAGAUGGGAGGUGAAGCCGUGGAGCCAGUGCUCAGUGCCCUGUGGAUAUGGGAUCCAGUCCAGAGCUGUGUCCUGCAUGGGCCCCUCGAAGACUGAACCCCUCAGCCCUGUGUUUUGUAUGCACUUGCCCAAGGCCCUUACCAUCCAGGGUUGUAACAUGGGUAGCUGUGGACACGUGCCCGCUACCUCAGACCCUACUGAACGUACUGAAGAAAGGGCUAAACUCACAGAAGAGGGACCUCUCCUGUCUCCCACCACAAGCCACGUGGGCCAUCUUCCUCGAAAUCCAACAGAGGCAAUCACAUUCCCACAAAUCACAACAACAGCCACCCCAACACCUAAACCCAGUGCUUGUGGGAAGCUACUCCUGGAACAAUCAGGCACAGUAGACUUGAGAGACGUAACUGGCCGCUGCACAGUAUCCAUAGGUCGACCCUUGGAUGAGGUCAUUCACGUCAAAGUAGAGUCCACCUCUUUGGACUGCAGAAAGAAGGAGUAUGUAGCAUUUUUUGACCGUCUGGCGUUUGUGAGGAGGUGCGAGCAGGUAGCAGGUAGUGAGCUGACCACCAGAACUAAUGUCCUGCUCGUACGUCAGCAUCUGCUCACGCCUGGGAACGGGGUUGUGCUCACCUACAACUCUCAAAAAAACAUGAAGAAGAGUCACCAUCAAGAUUGUGACAUGCAGCUGUUUUCCACCAGUGGUGUCUUCGAGAAUCCGACAACGUCCAACAGAAACCACACCUGUCGAGUCCUCAUCAACGCCCCUCCUUCAGUGAAGAUCAGAAUCCAGGCUCUGCACAUAGGAUUAGUGUUCAAUGCCACCAACUCCCAGUCUACAUACAUUAUGAUCCGGGACAUGGAUGUCCUGAAGACCAACGUGUUUAAAGGCCAUCAGCUGUUUCAGUGGCACUCCUCCGGAAAUAUGGCAGAGAUUGAAUUUCAUGGAGAUUACCUGCAUUCCAAAGGGAGCUUCAGAGCUGAAUAUACCUUUAUACGUCUUUAAUAUUAAAUAUGAACUAUUUUGUGGUGGUUUGAAUGCAAACUUUGGAAGUUUCUUUAGUUGAAACAUACUUGAGGUUUUGUAACAUAAAAUAAAUAUCAUGAAGCCA
This is a messenger RNA of Scomber scombrus (Atlantic mackerel), 4398 nucleotides long. RefSeq names its product ADAM metallopeptidase with thrombospondin type 1 motif, 13 (gene adamts13). The transcript has 29 exons. NCBI's taxonomy places the organism in Eukaryota, Metazoa, Chordata, Actinopteri, Scombriformes, Scombridae. Gene Ontology annotation, cellular component: extracellular matrix. The record is from RefSeq and is a predicted model, not a curated record. The coding region runs from base 102 to 4292 and encodes 1396 amino acids. Gene Ontology annotation, biological process: proteolysis; extracellular matrix organization. Gene Ontology annotation, molecular function: metalloendopeptidase activity.